AUGACUAGACUAAGGAAAGGAAGGCCUCAGCACACCAGGGAGAAAGCCCAGAGCUUACAUCAGGUGCUUUUGCUGCAGGAAUGAUCAGGUAGGCCUCUUUAUAUCCAUAUUUUGGUCGAGAUAAAGUUCAAACUCUGCAAAGUGUGACAACUAUGAGGGCAGUUAUGUGUGCAGUACUGUAUGGAGGACCACAGGGGUCACAGGGCAUGGAUUAAAUCAAAGGAGCAUCUUCAUAAAACUUUAAAAAGUGAAAUUCUUAACACAUCUUAUCUAAAACUUCAAAUGAAGUAAAUUCUCAGACAGUUGGACGCACCUGGGACUCAUUUUAUUGAAUUUCCCUUCGGGGAUCAAUAAAGUUCUUCUUCUUCUUCUUCUUUUAAGCACAUGCACUGUGUUUUGACGACACGAUCUUUGUGUUAAUAUAUUCUUUAUUGAAAUUGACCAAGAGUGGUGCUACAGCAAAAAGUUCCACAUUUUUAUUAGCUUAUUAUCAGGAUGGUUGAACAUGAAAUGACACUUUCUGUCCUUAGGGUGACACUGUUAUUUAAAAGUUCAUAUUUUUACACUUAAAUGACUGUUCCAAGUAUUUGAUCUUUUCUCAUCAGCCUUUUGUUUUUUAUUUAGAAUAACAAAUUGCAUUUUCCCCUAAAUUUUUAAAGCUCAGGUUUUUGAUAUCUUGUCAGAAAAACUUUUUAUUGGCACCUAUACUUUUUAAAAAUUGUUUAAAAGCAAAAGCAUCAAAAUUUAUAAAAAUUUAGUCAUUUAAAACUUGUCUUCUUUUAACUCUGUAAAGACUUGACAUGUUUCUAAAAAUAGAUUUAUGGGAUUCAACUUUAAAUCCAUUGAUUCAAAACUGGCACAACUGCAUUGGAGAAUUUAAUGAACUGGUGAGAUUUUAAAGUUUGUUUCUAAUGUACUUGAGCCUGAAAUCUUGUUUGUUUGAUUUAUUUUGCAGGAUUCCCAACACCAUCAUUCAGCUCCUGCUGGUGGCCAGUCCAAGAAGAGGAAGAGGACCUCUGUGGUCCGUACUUCUGGUUCUACAGGGCUGACCCACGAUCCUGCUCCUCAGCACUCCCACGCAAAAGUUGCUGAUCCUCCGUUGGUCCUGAGGCCUCAGUCAACAAUUCCACCUUCUGAGCUGCCUAAAGUCUCCCCUGUGGUUCACCCUUUCCAGCCCCCCACAACUCCACCACUGGAUGACGGCCCUCUGAUAAUACACCAUCAGUCAGUGGAAGAGUACCAGCAGCUCUACCAUGCCGUGGUCGAUGACAUGCUUCGGUAUGUAUGAUACAAAAAACAAGAAUCUACCACUAUCACAGACCAUGAUGGGAAACACUUAACCUAACAUUGUGAUUUCAACUACUUUCCCCUCAUGUCCACAGGUACAAAAAUGUCUGCCAGCAUCCCUUCAGCCUUGCACUGGGACGUCAUAUCAAGCAGAAGCUGUGGGAAUGA
Messenger RNA from Xyrichtys novacula (pearly razorfish), 1455 nucleotides. The record is from the annotation of a GenBank genome assembly. NCBI's taxonomy places the organism in Eukaryota, Metazoa, Chordata, Actinopteri, Labriformes, Labridae.